ACCGAUGAAACUCGAAUCUCGAUCCUAAAUCGCUUUUUGUAAACAAAACAUGCCCUUUUUUCCCUGUUAGAUUUUUCGUCAGCUUGACUAUGUGAAAUAUAUUAUCUGGUGUUUGGUGUCGAAUGUAAAAUAAACUUUUCCAAGAAAUUGAAAGUCUCUCUUUCUAAAGAUAAAACAAAACAGAAUUACGUGAAAUCAUGGGUUGUAAAGGAAAUUGCUGUCAAGCAAUCUAUUAAAUAAAACUAUUUCUCUGGUUAUAGGAACUCUGAAAUAACUUCAAUUCUCUAUGUACUGAAGUAUAUGGUGGCAUCUAUUUAGAAAUUUUUUAAUGGCUUUUCGUGAUUUUCCAACUGUUUGGGUUCCUAAUAGUCCAGAUACAUUGCUUGAUAUUUCUUUGUUUAAUUGUUGUAAAAAUCCUCUCACAUUUUGCACUUUUCAUCCAAGCUUAGGCUAUAGACUGCGUGAGGGAUUAGCAUUACCUCAAGAAAUAUGUGAACGCAUGCUAGAAGUAUGCAGGACACAGAUGUGUGAUGAUGACUUUUAUAAAUUUAUCAGAAUAUUUGCUGACAGUCCAACUCGCCUUCGUCAUGUCGACCUGCGAGACACACCUGUGAGAGACAGUGACCUUGUGGUUUUUCUAUACCACCCUAUUACUGAGCUCAACCUAAAAGGUUGUACGAAAUUAAAUCGUGGUGCCUUGAAAUGCUUGUCUAAAUUUAGUGGGAGUUUGCAAACUUUGAUUUUAGGAUCAAAUCCUGAUCUAUUUAAUGAUGAUGAUAUUCCUGCUGGAAGUUUUGAAGGUACUGCUAAAGAAGACACCUCAUCAAAAACUAGAAGAGAGGAUGUUCCUUCUGGCAGUUUAGAUGGUUCAUUUAGAUCAUCUCAGCUAGCUCAAAAAUUAGCCCAUCAUCCCCAAAUAGCUCUGCACCCUCAGUUAGGGUCUUUUUUCAAUGUGAGGAAUCCAAAGUUAACUGAAGAAGACUUUUUUAGAGACUGCAUGAGGAUUUGGCUGACAAAAGAUGAACCGAAAAAAGAUGAAACUUUAAAACUUCUGGAUAGUCUUCCAAAGUUGACUUCUUUGCCAAUGCUGCGUAAACUAGUGAUACAUGAACUGACCAAAACUGGGAAAAGUGUAGAAUUUUUGCAAGUUAUUAAGACAACUAGUCGGUUAACUCAUCUUGAUUUGUCUCAUAGCAAAGUGUGGGGUUUUGAGUCUUUCGUUAAUCAUCCUUUGCUGUCUUUGGUUUUGUAUAAUGUUAAAGAUUGUAUUAAAGAUUGCUUGCCAUCAAUUUAUCUUAUAAAAACUAUUAGGCAUUUGGAUAUCUCCAGUACAGAAGCUCACACAGUGAAAUAUGAAAAUCCCAAUCAGGUUUUAAAAACAAUUGUUGACAAUUUAGUGAAUUUAACAUCACUUGAUAUAUCUGGCACAAAUUUGGCUGGGAAGGGAACUAUUGAACGAUUUCUAGAUUCUAAAAGCAAAGUCAACGAAGACGAUGAAGAGGAAACAUCCUUAACUGAUAUCCCUGGUCUUGCAAGUAGAGUACAUAGACCCCUUGAAUUUUUAGGACUAUUAAAUUGCUCUCAUCAAGCAUGCUAUCGACAUCAUAUACCAGCUAUCAGGAUUGCUGGAGAUAAUGGCGAGGAACAGAUUCUAACGGCUGGUCAAGCAUAUUGCACAAGAGAAUCAGCAAUUCAAAAAGUACUAAAUGAUCUCUUCUCACUAUUUCGUUUUUCUGAAUGUAAAAACAUCCCAUUGGCACUUGACAUCAUCAUGGAAGCUAUGCGUAUACACUUAAGAAAAAAGAGCAUUCAAGUAGCUGGCAGUGCUUCUCUUUUCUAUAUUGUGAAAUCUGAACAUAAAGAAACAUUUAAUGUAAAGAUAAGAAGGUGGUUUUUUGAUUAUGAACGUUUUGCAAGGUUGCUUCUAUUGAUUGUCUCUCAAGUUGAUCAGGAUGAUUUUGUUCAGCGCAUUGGCGUCUAUUUAUUAAACAGCUUGGCUUGUCAAGUUGACGGAAUCGAAAAGAAGCUUGUUGGUGAUCAAGGCGCUAUAACAAUGCUUAGAAAUGGUUGCCUGGCUCUUAUUCAUUUCAAAAUACCUGAAGAUAUGUUUUUUGACUAUGAACGUUUUGCAAGGUUGCUUCUGUUGAUUGUCUCUCAAGUUGAUCAGGAUGAUUUUGUUCAGCGCAUUGGCGUCUAUUUAUUAAACAGCUUGGCUUGUCAAGUUGACGGAAUCGAAAAGAAGCUUGUUGGUGAUCAAGGCGCUAUAACAAUAAUGCUGCAGUUAAUUGAGAAGCGUUUGGAGAGGCGUAUAUGUGAUGAAGUUAUGGAAACAGCUUGGAGUACUAUGUGGAAUGUAACAGAUGAAACUCCUAUUAAUUGUGAAAGGUUUCUGGAAGGAAAUGGAAUGGAUUUAUUCUUACGAUGCUUAGAAGCUUUUCCAUCAAAAGCAGAGCUAUUGAGGAAUAUGAUAGGAUUGUUGGGCAAUGUAGCUGAAGUAAAAGAACUAAGAAAAUUUUUGAUGAAAGAAGAUUACUUAAGUGUUUUCAGCGAAGUUCUAAAAAUGCUUGUACUUGACCAAUUAGCUUUUUGUCAAAUUUCUUCAAAGGCAUUUUUUUAUUAUAGGUCAUUCAAACCCAUAUUACGACUACUGUCAGUCUAUCAUACACCCGAGGCACAAAUAUGGGCAGUAUGGGCUUUGGCAAAUUUAACUAAAGUCUAUCCAGAGAAAUACUGUAUGCUCCUGAAGAAAGAAGGUGGGAUAACUUUGCUUGAAUCGUUGUUACAACAAGGCAACCCACAAAUCACUCGAUUGGCUCAAAUGACUAUUGAUCACUGCAUGAGGUAUGAAAAUUGUGAAGACAGUGAUAUGUCUGAUAAUGAUGAUGUAGAAAUUAUAUAAACUAUGUUUUUCACAUAUGUUAUAUUGUAAAUAGAAGUAACUCUAAAAAAAUUAUUUAGUUUGCAAAUACCAUGGCUUCUAAAAUGGUAUGUUUUUGUUUGUUUUGUUUUUUUUUAAAAGAAAAAACAACAACAUUUAAAUGUUUGUUGCUUGUAGCUUUUCCCUUUUACUAUAUUGGCUACAUGUAACCUGGAGGAAGCUAUAGUAUUUUUUGUUGAAUUGUUUUAUUUUGCAAAGUCAUAUAAUAUUUGUAUAAUAAAUUUAUUUUUGUUUAGAAAAAACUUAUUACAGAACUUGUUUUAUUUUCCAAAAUUCUUGAAAAUUUAAGUUUGUAAAACUUCAUUAAAAAAGCAUAUUUUAGAUAUUAUUUGUUUUGUAAACAUUGUAGAGCUUUUUUGCAAUUCUUUGAAAUUUGAUUAAUUAUUUCAUUUAAAAUAUCAUUGUCAGCUUUUUCAAAAGACCACGAAUUAAACAUUUUGUAUUGUUUUUAUGAGAGUUAAAGUCAAAUAUAGAAUAUCAAAGACACUCAAAUGUAAGCUUAUUAGGAAGAAAAAUACCUCUGAAUGUCGAAUUUAAGUGACUUUGUCAUGUGAUGUAUAGUUUAAAUUUUGAGAUAAAGUAUGGUUUUUCUUAUGUAUUAAUGUAUUUUAAAUUUAUUUCUCUUGAUAUAUAUAUAUAUAUUCUGUAAUCCUUUGAAUUGUCAGAUUAAAAUAUAUUUAUAAGAAUUCAUUUUCUAAAUUGCUUUAAAUAACAGUUAUUAAGAUUAGUAUUUUUGUAAUUAAUAACCAUAUUAUAUGCAAUUGCAUACUGUAGGGCUUUGAUUAUCCAAAGUAAUUAGGACCAGAUCUAUUUGAUAAUAAAAUUAUUCAAAUUUAAGUUAUGUGCUUUUUUAAUUAAUUUUCUUCGAUGAACACUUAUUUAUAGUGUGAUCUAGUACUUAAAUUUAUUUAAUAUGUUACUGUUAUAUGUUUACUAUUUAAUAGAUAUGUUUUUGAAAUGUAUAUAAAAAUAUAAUAAUUAAAACUUUACUUACACUCAUGCUUACAUUGGAAAAAGUACAAUCUCAUUGUGAAUUUUUUACUGAUUUCAUUGAUCUGCAAAGUUGAUUUUAUUGAUUUAUAUACUUUUGUGAGUUUAAUGAGGCUCUUGCAAUUCCUUUCACACAUAGUUCACUAAAUUUUAAUGUAGAUAACAUUAUAUGUUUCUUUUUAGCAGAAAAGGUAGCCAUGGCAUUCACUAAAUUAAUUAUUUCAUUAUAGUAAUAGUAAUAUACAUUUCAUUAUGGUAGUAAUAAGAAAACAAUAAUUAAAACUUUCAGACUUCUUCAUCAAAAUAAAAGCAACCAAUGUUGCCGAUUCACAAAGUGUUUAUUUGUUACUUACAUAAGAAUAUCUAUUCUAUGUAGUCAUGCAGUAUUUAUUUAUUUAUUUUAAUUUUGCUUAUUUAUUAUUGAAUUAUUAUUGAUUAACUUCAACAUAUUAUUAAAAUUUUGAAAAGAAAAAACUAAGUGUGCAUGCAAAAAAAAAAUUCUAUUCACUGAAAUAUCAGAGUAAAAAGAAAUUCAGAUAAUCAAGGUUCUACUCUAUUUUAGCAAUUUAAAAUGCAUUGCAUAUAAAUGUAUAAAAUAUAAUUUUUCUGCCUUAAACUGUAAUAAUUUGUUUUUAAGAUUGUUUAAUGGUAUAUAAUAAUGUGCUACAAUUUUUAUUUCUAAUGAAUUUGGUUAUUUAAUAUCAAUAAUUUUAGUAUUUGAAAUAAUUUUAUAUUUUACCAUGUUUCACAGUAAAUGUGUUUUGGGAACAAAAAUAGUUCAUAAGCUAGUCCAUUUAAAAGUUUACUUAAAUUUUGAAACUUAUGUAAAUGUUUCCUUACAUAUUUCUUAAAUCUUGGGAUUGCCAUUACCAAAUUCCUUUUCUUUUAUAUACUAUGAGCAAAAUUAUGAAUGUUGUUUGGAAGCUAGAUUAUCUAUACUAUAAGUGCAAUAUGAAAACAAAAAGGCAAUCUUCCUAAUAAGUUUAUUCUCAUUUUCAUAUUGUUAUUUUUAAAUGUACUAUUGGAGCUUCCAGCAGAGCAGUUGCGUACUAGAGAUGAGUUCUUGCUCACAUUGAAGAGGCUAGAAUACUAAAUCCAAACCCAUUCGAGAAUGAUAUUUUUUUUUCAUUUGAAAUUUAAUUGGUCAAAUUAAUAAAUUAAAAAUUUUCUAAGAUGUAAAGUUUUAGAAGAUAAAGACAAAAUAUAUUAUAACUCUUUAUUUAUGUGUCGAGAUAAUACUAAUAAGUUGUUUGCACUUAAUAAUUUUUACUUUUUUUAGACUUAAUUAUUGAAUAAAGAAAUUUUUGUAUCAUUAAAUAAAAACAACCUUUAUAAAGCACACAUGACGGUACAGAAAUGGAUGUACUAUAGUUUCGGUUCUAUAAAUAAGAACUUCUCUCAGUGUCUGAACACAAAAUUUUUGGUGUUUAGACACAUUGGUGCUUAGACACUGAGGGUGGUUCUUGUUUACAGAACUGAAACUGGUACAGUAGAAGAUCUUUAUAACACAAACUUCAAAACAUUAGGUUUUGCUUUAUAUAGAGUAUUGUAUUAUAUAGAUUUUGUAUUAUAUCAUGACAUUACAUGUCUAGAACAGAUCAAUAUUUAUGUUUUAAAAUAAUUUUUAAAUUUCAAUGCAUAAAUAUGAACUUAAGUAUUUAUAGAAAAACUUGAAAUAAUAAAGCACAUUUGAAAUAAAAUUUAAUAAGUUCAUAAAUUUUGGUUAGCUUUAAAUGAAGGUUAAUAGGUUUUGUAGAGAAAUGCAUUCUAUAUAUCUUCUACUAUGUCCAUUCCUGUAUCUUUAUUUGUGCUUUAUUUGCGUUUUUAAUGUAAUCUACGUUGCACAAAAUAUACCCUAUCAGAUUUUUGUAUAUUUGUUUAGAUAUAAAGUAAGGUCCAGCUUCUGUUAUAAAAUGAUUGACUUUCCGAUAGUUCAUUUAGACAAGGGAAAGUCAUUGUGCUGUAGAAUUGUCAUUGAUACAAAACUCCCUACCAUUAAAUUCUUUAAAUGAUUGGCUUAAAUGAAUGCUAUGAUUUGGCUUUCAAUAGUCUUCUUACAAUGAAUGGACUAUGUGUGACAUUUUUAUCAUGUGCCAUAGUCUGUAAACUUCAUUUAUCUAUUAAAUUUUGACUUAGCCUGUCUCAUCUCUAUUACACACUAGUUCGCUUUAAACUAAAUGUAAAUACUUUUUUAUAAAAAGUUUCUUUAUUACUAUGUACAGACAUAAAGAUUUAUUGUUUAUUUAUUAAAUUUUAGAAAGGGUAAAACUUAUGACUAUAAGGAAGAAAAGUACUGACAUAACUAUUUGCACUGUAAAAUUUUUGUUGAACAGUAACUUUAGAGGCAAUUUGUAAAUUACUUGAAUACUUAAUUUAAAGUUACAUUUCAAAGUGAAUAAUUACAUAUUUUAUUUUUUAUAUUAAUUCAAUGAAGAGCUGAAAAACGAAAUUUGCGCAUAUGAGAUGGAUAUUGAGUGAGUUCAUAUGUUUCCUUUGAUUUUUUUAAAAUAUUGCCUCUAAAGUUGCUGUUUUGAGUCACUUAAUAAGUUCCAAAUGAAUGUCACAUUGAAGUUGCCAAAGUAAUAUAUUUGAGAAAGAAGAGUAAACUUUUUUUUGUGUGAAAUUGUUUUGAAAUCUGUUAGAAAAUAUGAUACAAUUUCUGUAUUAUCCUAUCUUAUUUAUUUAUGUUUUAUUUUUUAAAUAAGCCGAAUUGAAAUAUUUUUUGUGUGCGAUUAUAAUUUUGAGUAAUAUAUUCUUUUUUGAAUAUUGUGCAUAUGUGAAUGAUAUUUGCUGUUGAUCAUGUUAAGUGAUACAAUUAGGGUCACAAUUUUCAUUUGUGAUUAUAAUUUUGAGUUAUACAUUCUCUUGUGAAUAUUGUAUAAACAUGAAUGGUAUUAGUUGUUGGUCAUGUUAAAUUAUGUAAUUAUUGUCACAAAUUUGUGUCAAAUAUAUUAAAAUGUGAGUCAAUUUUGAUUGAAUGUUGUUAAAAAGAAAGCAACUAUUUUUUGGUUAAUAGGACAAUAAUUAUUUGGCAGAAAUAUAAUACUAUUUCUAAGAACCUCUUUUUUCCCUCAUUUUGUAAUGAAAUAUUUUUGAAAAUUCAUUUUCUUAGAGAAAAUUUUUAUAACAAAAUUUCACGUGCAGUUUUAAUGCGAUUAAAACUUACAUAUAUUUAGAUGUAAUUACUUUUUGAUUUUUGUAACAAGAAAAAAAAUUUGUGUAGAAAUUUUACAUGCGUUUUUCAUUUGAUAUAUUAAGUAAUCAAAUAAUUAUUUUUAAUAAAUUUAAUUUAUUAAUUUUAUGCAAAUUUUUUACAAUGUUUUUCAAGUUACUCAAAUCUAUAACUUUAAGGAGUUGUUUUAAAGAAAAAUAUAUGAGCUCACUCAAUCCAAUUUUCAUUUGCGACGUUUUGAUGCUCUUCAUUGAAUUAUUAGUUUAAAAUCUUUGUUUUCAAAUUCAAACCUUUAUUUCAUUAUUUAAAUUAUUUUCUUAAUUCUAAAAUUUUCUUAAUUCUUCAUUAUUAAAAUCUUUCUUAAUUCGAACUUGUAUUAUUUCCCAUGCAUUCAUUACAAAAUCAGAAAAAAUAUUGAUGAUAAACUAAUAGUUUGUCUAUUUAAGUUAUUACUUUUUUUGUAAUUUGAGAUUAGCACUUGUUAAAUUAAAAACAACAUUUAUUGAAUGAUGUCUACGCUUAAAAAAACAUUCGGUUCCAAUUUUUUUUAAUAAAUUAAUGUUAGGCAGGCUGCACACUGAGGAGAUAAGCUGUGAGAAAGAGGCAUGCAGGUGGUGAUUUCUAUACUUUUGCUUUUGGAUGUGCGAAGGUGAUUUGCACAUGCUAAGGCAAAAGUAUGGGAAUCUGUCUCGCGUAUGUCUCUUAUUUACUGCUUGCCUCCUCAGUGUGUGACCUGCCUUAUUCAAUCUAAGAAUAUUUAUUUUUUUCAACUGCAUUAAAAAUAAUAGUGGGCUUAUGUUUUAAUGCCAGAAAAAUAUUAGUAAAAAUUAACUUUUUCAUAUUAUUGUAAAUUGUUUAAAUUAAAAUGGAAGCAUUUCUACAUUCCUUUUUAAAGCAUCAAAACAAUGCUAGCAAACAUAUAUACUUUCAUAAAGGUGUUUCUUGUAUUUUUUGCAGCUGAUAAUUGAAUCAGUGUUUCUAAUAUGAUUCAUACAGGAUCUUUGCUAUCGACAUUAUAGCACUAUAUGAAUGAGCUAGUUUGAUUACAUGGAGUUAAUGGAGCACGCUUUGAAUCGUUAUCGCGGUUAUAACGAUUAAAACACUUUAAGUGUUAGAAAGUUUAAUCAGUUUUAAUCUAAACAGAAGAGUGGAAAUAUCCUUUUCUUCUCUUUUAUUGAAAUUAUUAGUUAACUUUUCUGUUUCAUUUUGUUUGUUGAAUAAAAUGCUAAAAAAGAAAAAUUUUGUUUGCUAUGGAAACUUUCCUUAUGCUGCAGUUUUUUUUAAAAAAAGUUUAAAUUUUAAAAAAAAAUUGAGUCGCAACCGACCUUGGCAUAAAAUGAUUUAGUUAUCUUAUCUUUGGUUUAGGUUUAAAAGAAUUAAUUUACUACUAUUAAUUGUCACUGUUGCUUUCGAUAUUUCUAAAAUCACAUAUAAAUUAUAUACAAGGUGUUCCGUAAAAACUGCUGUUAAUGUGUAUUUUUAGAAUCUUUAUCAAAAAUGUAAAUAAAAAGUAUGCAUAAGGGGUCGCAAAUCAAUAUUUAACAGAGGAAAAAAUUAUAUCAAAAUCUUAAAAAAUCACAUAACAUGAAAGCGAAUGCUAUGAAUAAGACAGGUUUGAUAGUGAGAGUAAGCAGAGACCAGUUUAAAGAUUAGAAACAUUCAGUUUCACCCUCCAAUUGUAUAUAUUUUGACAUUUAUUACAUUACCCUUUCUCAACCGUAAUUUGUCAGAUUUCGGUAGCAUUCUUGCUUUUUUCUUGAUUAAAUAUUAAUAUUCUAUUUUCUCAUUUUUGAUAAGGUUUCUGAAAAGUACAUAUUAAGGGCUGUUUUUACCAUUACUCUAUAUAUGUAAGGUCUCGACUCCAGAAAAUCUUAUUAAAGUUUUUGGUCCACAUUUAAAAAAAUUAAUAAUUGCUAUUUGUCACUGCUUUUUCAUAAUUUCGUUCAAUGAAGAUAUAUACUUGUAUUUUACACAUAACUGAACUAAAUAUAUAUUUUACAUUGAAUUUUGUUCAAAUUUUCGUCCUUAGUAUACUUGUAUAAAACAAACUUACAUAUAUUUUCUUAAUUUUUUCCUUACAUUAAUUUUUUCCUUACAUUUAUUUUCUCUAAAGUUGAAUUGCUGAAAAAUGUUUACUUAGAGACUUAGUACAUAUACUACAUAACCAUUUAAAGCACUAUUAUAAACUUUUUGCAUUUUCCUUCAAUUUGAACUAGGGAAAUCAUUCAGAUGUGUUUGUUUUUCUUUCUUCUAAUGGUUUAGUAUCCUCAAUGUAGAAAUGCUCUUAUAAAUUGUGUAAAAUAGCUUGUCUACUUAAUACAUAUAUCGAUUUUUUUUAAAAUCAAUUCUCAUUAUAAAUAGAUGAAUGGUACUAGAUUCUUUGAACAUAUGUCCAUAUUCCUGGUUUGAAUGUAGUAUUUAAUUGUACUUUGUAUAAAGGUGUUGACACAUUUUAAUGUACAUUAGGCAACUUAAAUACUUCACUGGUCCUUUUAGCUAAUGUAUAAAUUAUUUUGAUCUGUAUCAUUAUCAAGUUCAUUUAUUCACUAUGAACAAUUUUCAAUUUGGAGGUAUCUUUCCACUAUUACCAAUAUGUAUAUUGAAAAUAAAACCUGUGAAAAUUUG
Messenger RNA from Parasteatoda tepidariorum (common house spider), 9725 nucleotides. The record is from RefSeq and is a predicted model, not a curated record. NCBI's taxonomy places the organism in Eukaryota, Metazoa, Arthropoda, Arachnida, Araneae, Theridiidae.